This is a messenger RNA of Arabis nemorensis, 957 nucleotides long. The record is from the annotation of a GenBank genome assembly. Lineage: Eukaryota; Viridiplantae; Streptophyta; Magnoliopsida; Brassicales; Brassicaceae.
AUGUCUCACCACCACUAUGAAACCAACCCUCAUUUCGUUCAGUUUUCGUUGCAGGAUCAACAUCCUGGUGGUCCCUCUAGCUCAUGGACUGCUCCGCACCACCACCAGAUCCCGGAGACUCACUCAGUUGGUCCAUCCGGGGUAAAAAUAAAGACUCGAGGACGCCACCAGACUGAGCCACCUGAAGCAAUCCAUGAACUGCCUUCCUCAAGACCAUUGCCACUGAGGCCAGAGGAACCGUUACCACCACACCAUAAUCCCAACUCCGCCAGGCCAUUGCUAUUGAGUCCUGAAGAGCAACAACGAGCUCCACAACGUGGCUAUGGAUCUGAACCAACUCCAUGGAGAACGGCUCCAACACGACCAGCGCAUCAACCAGGUCCAAAGAGGACCAAGCCCGUGAAAUUGUCAGCUACAAUCUGCUGUGCAAUUCUCUGCGUUGUCCUGAUUCUCGCUGGCCUCAUCCUCCUCAUCGUCUACCUCAUUAACCGUCCACGCUCACCGUACUUUGACGUAGCAGCAGCAACCCUAAACACAGCGAAUCUCGACAUGGGCUACGUUCUAAACGGAGAUCUCGCCCUUGUGGUAAAUUUCACAAACCCAAGCAAGAAAAGCAGCGUGGACUUCAGCUAUGUGAUGUUCGAGCUCUACUUCUACAACACACUCAUAGCGACUGAGCACAUCGAGCCAUUCAUUGUACCAAAAGGAAUGUCAAUGUUCACAAGCUUCCAUCUCGUGAGCAGUCAGGUACCGAUUCAAAUGAUUCAGAGCCAGGAGUUGCAGCUACAGCUCGGAACCGGUCCUGUCUUGUUGAACUUGAGAGGAACAUUUCACGCUCGCUCGAACCUAGGAUCGUUACUGAGAUACUCUUAUUGGUUGCACACACGUUGCAGCAUUUCGUUAAAUAGCCCUCCUUCAGGGAUCAUGCGAGCUAGAAGAUGCAGUACGAAACGCUAG